Molecule: messenger RNA, 612 nt
Organism: Fusarium subglutinans
Lineage: Eukaryota; Fungi; Ascomycota; Sordariomycetes; Hypocreales; Nectriaceae
Product: guanylate kinase
Exons: 2
Coding region: 1-612 (203 amino acids)
Biological process (GO): purine nucleotide metabolic process
Cellular component (GO): cytosol
Molecular function (GO): GMP kinase activity
Source: RefSeq, a predicted model, not a curated record
AUGGAAUCCUCGAAUCCACAUAUGCCGACACGCAAUCUCAGGACAGUGCAGCCUGACACUCGCCCCAUCAUUAUAUCCGGUCCUUCUGGCGUUGGCAAGGGUACUUUGAUCCAGAGACUGAAGGACAACCAUCCCACCAUCUUCUCUUCAGCCGUCUCACACACAACACGCCAGCCGCGACCUGGCGAGGAUGAAGGAGUUGCCUACUUCUUUCGCUCCCCGAUCGAGUUUCAAGAAAUUAUCCGGCAAAAUGAGUUCGUCGAACACACUUAUUUCAGUGGCAAUUAUUAUGGCACAAGCAAACAAGCCUUGGCUACAUUGAUGGACAAGGGGCUGAUCCCCAUCCUGGACAUCGAGAUGGAAGGGGUCAAGACCAUACAGCUCUCUAGCUUAGAAGCUCGUUAUGUCUUCCUUAAACCUCCAAGUCUCGAAACACUUGAAACCCGACUUCGAUGCCGCGGAACAGAAGACGAGGCAAGCAUCUCGAAGCGUUUGGCACAAGCGCAGCUCGAACUUGAGUUUGCGGAGACUGGAGCACAUGAUAUUAUCAUUAUUAAUGAUGAUCUUGACAAAGCAUAUCGACGCCUGGAAGAUUUUGCUUUCCAGCGUUAA